UGAUAGGCUCGUUCCGUGCCUAUCAUUUCAACCAUAUGUUGGGUGUUAAUUGUCUAAUUUUUAUAAUUGAUAAGAUGAUUAUUGGGGGUUUUGAGUGAAAAUUUGCUAUUUUUAUGUCCCGAUGGCAUUCAUAUUCAGUAUAAUAUUUUUCUACACAAUUUAACAUUUUUGGAGUAAUUUGAUUGUAAAGUUACAUGUUAUUAGCGGGUGUGGUGAGUUGUUAUUGUAUAGGCCGAGUUUGCGUGAAUAAUACAUUAUGUUUGGACUGGAUCAUUGGCGGUUUGCUUUAGAAGUUAUCAAGUGCAAUCCAAAAAGAAAAGGAAAAAAAAGAACAGCAGCCCAAAAGAAGAAAAAAAACCGGAGCACCGUUCUUUUUACUUGGCAGCAGCCGCACCAAGAGGGAUUUUAGUUCUUUUCUGUUUUGGAGAAAUCAGCCGCAGGAGACUCCAUUCUUUCCGUUCGUUAGCACUUAGCCGCAGCAAGUAUUUUUCUUCUUCUUUUGGAAUUAGCCAUAGCAGCAGGAAAGAACCCAGGAGGUUUCUCAACUUCACUUUUCUUUAAUUUCUCUCAAUUCAAUUUAGAUUCCAAGUGAUGAUUGUAAGUUUGGACAUGUUUCACAUUACCAAUUCUUGAAUUUAGAUUGAUUUCGAAUCUCUUUGGCUCUAAUUAGCAAUUUCAGUUUUUUUUUCCCCCAAUUUAAUACUCGUAGUUCAAUUUUUAUUUCUAGCUGCUUAUCAUGUUUAUCAAUGUUAUUGCGAUGUUAGUUUUAAUUAUGAGAAGCUAAUUUCCUAUAGGGUUUGAAUUGGGGCUAGGGUUCAUGGGUUCUUAAGGGUGUGAAUUUAGUUUUUAAGAUUCAAUUAAUUUUCUGGAAAAUUGUAUAAGAUUAAUCAUAAUUGCCUAUAUGAAUUUGAUCACCUCAUAUAUGAAUUUCUGGAUUUAAUUCAAUUCUUGUCUAUGAGAAUUUGAGUUAAAUUAGCUCGGAUCUUAUACAAGCAAUCUGAUCUUAGAAAUAAGUUAGGAUUGUGAUAUUUUGAUCUGAUUCUUGUCUAUGAGAAUUCAUUUCAUUUUCUUUCCAGAAAUAAUAAUUGAAAAUUAAUUUACUUAAUUCAAAUCCCGAAAGAACACCCAGAACCCGAACCAUCCAAUUUGAACCCUGUUUUAAUAUUCUGAAUCAAUUUACUUAUUUUUUUUCAUCUAUUUAUUUUUGCACUUGCUUUUAGUUAAUUUUUUUAAUCACCAAAAAAAAAAAUUAUUCGGAAAGAUUACCAUGACUUGUACUAGCCUGUGAUCACGGACUGUAUUUAAAACUUCCUUUUUGCCACUCCUUGAGAGACGAUACUCGUGGUCUGGUUAUUCUUCGGAUUAGCCAACUACGUUUUACUUCACUAAAAAAAACACCGAUCAAAUGGCGCCGUUGCCGGGGAGUGGCACGGUUGUUUGUUAAGUACUUUUUGUGGAAUAGGUAAAAGCAAGUCGGUGAGACUUUCUAUUUUUUUUCCUGUUAUUUUUUUUUUGUCGUUUUUGGUGUUCUUUGCACGUGAAUUAAGCUGCAGGAACCGGUGUAUGCACACACGUGCUCGGGGAACUGAAGGCUUGAUCCCAUUGAAUCCAAACCCCGAGAGUAUUUUGAGAAGAAGAAAAGGAAGGUCAAGAAACAUGGCCGGAGAACAACAGCCCGCAAGGAGGACAAUGUAUGAACAAAUUACUCCGCAAUUUGCAGAGGUUGAUGGAAUAACCAUGCCGGGCAUUGAAGCUGCAAAUUACCAACUAUCUCCCGGAUUAAUCAAUCUAGCCCAGAGUAACCAGUUCGGAGGGAUGAGACAUGAAGACGCCCAGACACAUAUGCGUUGGUUCAACCGUCUCUGUCGGACUUCCCGAAUCAAUGGAGUUUCUGAAGCAGCUAACAAACUACUUUUGUUCCCAUUCACUCUAAGGGACAAGGCGCAACACUGGCUCGAUAGCCACACUUUUGCCACCUGGGAUGAAUUAUACCAAGCUUUCAUGAAACAGUACUGCCCAGCAUCCGCAGGAAUCAAAGCCAAGGCAGCCCUCCAGAACUUUAGGCAAGGGAGGAACGAGACAUUGAGUGAGGCAUGGGAGCGGUACAAGGAGCUCCGAAUUAACUGUCCAUCCAACAUCAUGGAGAGCAUGGACACCAUAUUUCACUUCUACAAUGGGUUGUCCAUUGAGAGCAAAAAGGAGUUGGAUUACUCUUCUAAAACAGGUUCAAUCCUAAGGCUAACAUCAGAAGAAGGUGAAGAACUGAUAGAGACUAUUACCUCAAAUGAGAGGUACUGGUAUGAUGAGCGAAGUGAAAGAGCGCCACAGAAGGCAGGAUUAUAUGAGGUUGAUUCUAGUACAGCUGCUGCCGCAAAACUAGAUGCUCUUGUCCUAAAGUUUGAGAAACUCUAUGAAGCUCAGGCGCAGAACCAAUACCAAGGUGGCCAGGGGAUGAACCAGAGGAGUGUUCGACCAAUGCCAAACCAGAAUCCAGUGAGAGACAUGGUGCUUUCGUGUGAUCAUUGUUUCGGAGCCCACCUGACCAAUUCAUGUCCUCAAUUCUUUGAAGAGCCCAUUUCACCUCAAGAAGUAAAUCUUAUGGAGUAUGCUAAGAAAGGAGAGGGUCCACUAGCACCUCAAUACCAAGGAAACCGGGGUAACUUUGCUGGCUACAACAACCAGAGGAAUAAUUUUCAGAGUGGUGCAAACCAGUGGAGAGAUAAUAACCGCCAGGGUGGGUACCAACGAGGCCAAGGAAGUGGCAGCAACCAGCCUUAUGUGCCCCCACAUAUCAGGCAACAAGAUAAUUCAGCUCAUUCCCAACUAGAUUUGGUGCUUGCAGAGCUGACACGGGCUAGAGAAGAAAAUGAAUUAAGAGAUAAAAGAGCAAGAGAGGAAAAGAUUUUGAUGGAGCAGCGGUUGAGGAACCUUGAGAUGCAACAUGAGCAGCGAAUGCGGGAACUAGAGAACAGACUCUUUGGAGGUCCUUCAGGGAGGCAGUCUGGAAGCCUUCCCAGCACUACAGAGCCAAACCCAAGAGAGCAUGUGAAUGCAAUAAAUCUGCGAAGUGGGAAGCAAGUUCCUGAACCAAUGGUGGAUGCGAAGGAGAGCCAAGCCAAGAAUGUUCCUAGCUGUCCAGGAAAGAGUGCAGAGCCAGUCAAAGGCCCAAAACCUAUUCAAAGACAAUCUGAAGAUGAACUAGAGUUCAAUUCUGAACAGUCGGGCCAGCGAGAGGGCAAGGCAAUCAUCGAGCCGAAUACACUCCAACAAGAGGCCAAGAGGGCUAAUGCACCAGUUGUUCCAUUCCCUGCUCGUGUCAAGAAGGGCGAGGACCGCAAGAGAGAAUACAAGUUUAUGGAGAUGAUUAGCAAACUACAUGUGGAGAUGCCGCUCACAGAAGUACUUGCAGAGAUGCCUAAAUAUGCAAGGUUCCUGAAGGACUUAAUCACCAACAAAAAGAGGCUAGAGGAGUACUCUGUGGUUGACCUAAAUGCAGAGUGCUCAGCUGUGGUGACAAAGAUGAUGCCGGAAAAGCUCAAGGAUCCAGGUUCUUUCAUUAUACCUUGUUCUAUUCAUGAUUAUGUUUUUAAAAAUGCACUAGCUGAUCUAGGAGCCAGCAUCAACUUGAUGCCGGCUUCUCUUGUUGAUAAGUUGGGACUGGGUGGAAUGAAACCCACUAGGAUGUGUCUUCAAUUAGCUGAUCGCUCUGUUAAGUAUCCAAGUGGUAUUAUUGAGGACGUCCUAGUCAGGGUUGGUGAGUUUAUUUUUCCUGUAGAUUUUGUCGUUAUGGAUAUAGAGGAGGAUCGUGGUACCCCUCUUAUUUUAGGGCGGCCUUUCUUGGCCACUGCCCGUGCUGUUAUUGAUGUGUCUGAUGGUUCAUUGACUCUGAGAAUUGGAGAGGACACUUGUACUUUUCGACUCUCAGAAGUUAUGAACCACCCCGAGGCACAAACUGAGAGCUGUAAUUUUCUUCAUAUGUAUGAGUGCAUUGAGGAUUAUUUAUUUGGGGGCCAGGGUGAGAGUGAUUAUUCUGAUGAUACUGCAUGUGGUGAGGUCUUAGAUGUGGGUAUGUGUGAUGAUGAAAUGUUAUCUCAUGAACUUAAAUGCUCUGUUGAUGAUUUGCUAGGAGAAGCCUCUCAAGAGGUUUCAGGUAGUACUGUUGUUGAUACACCCCCAUGUGAGCAGUUUUCUGAGCUUAAAAGGCUCCCAGAACACCUACAGUACGCUUCAUUGGAUGAUGAGGGCAAACACCCCAUUAUCAUUGCUUCUGAUUUAGAGAGAGAUGAAAAAGAUAAGGUUGUGUCCUUGCUUAGGCGGCGUGAAGGGGCCAUUGCCCUCACGUUAGGGGAUAUUAAGGGGAUCGAUCCUACCUUUUGCACACAUAGGAUUAGCAUUGAGGAAGGCUUCAGCCCGACAGUGCAACCACUGCGCAGGUUGAACCCUAAUUUGAAGGAGGUUGUGAGAACCGAGAUUUUGAGGCUUUUAGAUGCAGACAUUAUAUACCCAAUUUCUGAUAGUAGUUGGGUGAGUCCUAUUCAUAUGGUUCCUAAGAAAGGGGGAAUGACUGCUGUUGAGAAUGACAAAGGGGAGUUAAUACCUACUCGCAUUGUGUCAGGGUGGCGGAUGGUGAUUGAUUACCGAAAACUAAAUGAUGCCACCUGGAAGGACCACUUCCCUUUGCCAUUUAUUGAUCAGUUAGUUGAGAAUUUAGCAGGGCACGGGUAUUAUUGUUUCUUAGAUGGGAUGAGUGGGUACUUUCAGAUUCAUGUAGACCCUAGAGAUCAGGAGAAGACCACAUUUACUUGUCCCUUUGGCACUUUUGCUUUCCGUAGGAUGCCCUUCGGUUUGUGUAAUGCUCCUGCUACAUUUAUGCGUUGUAUGCUAGCCAUUUUUGACAGGUUUAUUGGAGAUUUCAUGGAAGUAUUUAUGGAUGAUUUUUCUGUGUUCGGUGAUACUUUUGACUCUUGCUUAACUAACCUUGACAGGGUGCUUGCUAGAUGUGAGGAGACCCACUUGGCCUUAAGUUGGGAGAAAUGCCACUUUAUGGUCAGGGAGGGCAUUGUUUUAGGGCAUAAGGUUUCUGAAAAGGGAAUUGAGGUUGAUAAGGCGAAGGUUGAGGCUAUAGAGAAACUUCCGUAUCCAACCACAGUAAAAGCCAUCCGUAGCUUUCUUGGGCACGCUGGCUUUUACCGCCGGUUCAUACAGGAUUUCUCUAAGAUUGCCCGACCUUUGACUAAUCUUUUAGGGAAAGAUGUACCUUUUGAUUUUUCACCUGAUUGUGUUGUUGCUUUUGAUACUUUGAAAAGGAAAUUGACUGAGGCUCCCAUUCUUGCUACACCCGAUUGGUCUUUACCUUUCGAGAUAAUGUGUGAUGCUAGCGAUCAAGUGGUUGGGGCUAUCCUGGGUCAAACCAAGGAUAAGCACUUUCGCCCUAUCUACUAUGCUAGUAAGACUUUAGCGGGGCCUCAGCUCAAUUAUACCACUACUGAAAAAGAGUUUUUGGCUAUUGUGUUUGCUUUGGAGAAAUUUAGACCCUACAUCAUUCUUUCUAAGGUAAUUGUCUUCACUGACCAUGCGGCUUUGAGGUAUUUACUUCAGAAGAAUGAUGCAAGGCCUAGGCUUCUCCGCUGGAUUCUUUUGUUGCAGGAAUUCUAUGUGGAGAUCAAGGACCGAAAGGGGACCGCUAACCAAGCAGCAGAUCAUCUAUCUAGACUAGAGACUGAAGUGGUGGAGACAUUCAAAAAGUUUGAGCUUGAAGAGACUUUUCCAGAUGAGAGGCUUCUCGCCAUUCAGCACAGUUCAAAGAUGCCUUGGUAUGCAGAUCUUGCUAACUUUCUUGUGGGCAAAGUUGAACCUGCCGGGAUGUCUCGCCACAUGAUUAAGAGAUUGAAGUCUGAAGCCAAGCAUUACUUCUGGGAUGAUCCAUACUUGUUCAAAAUUUGUGCUGACCAAGUUGUGAGAAGAUGUGUACCUGAACAAGAAGGAAAGGAGAUUCUAAUGCAUUGUCAUACUGGACCCACAGGAGGUCACUUCUCAGGAGAGAGGACUGCCAGGAAAGUUCUCGAUUGUGGAUUCUACUGGCCCACCAUUUUUAAGGAUGCUCAUGCUUAUGUUUCAGCUUGUGAUCAGUGCCAGAGGACUGGGAACAUAUCCCGGAGGGAUGAGAUGCCACAACACUAUAUUUUGCCAUGCGAAGUGUUCGAUGUGUGGGGAAUUGAUUUCAUGGGCCCUUUCCCGAGUUCGAAAGGGAACAAGUUCAUAAUAGUUGCUGUUGAUUAUGUGUCCAAGUGGGUGGAGGCCCAAGCAUGUUCCACGAAUGACACAAGGGUGGUUGUCCGGUUCUUAAAGAAGUUAUUUGCACGAUUUGGUGUUCCCAGGAUCUUGAUCAGUGAUAGGGGCAGCCAUUUCAGAAGUGACGCUAUGGCCCGUAUCCUUCAGCGAUAUGGUGUUCAGCACAGAAGCGGAGUGGCCUACCAUCCCCAGUCUCAAGGUCAGGUUGAAAAUUCAAAUAGAGAAAUCAAGGCAGUAUUGGAAAAGACAGUUGGUCGGUCAAGAAAGGACUGGGCUGAAAAGCUUGAUGAUGCUUUGUGGGCUAUUCGAACAGCAUAUAAGACUCCUGUUGGCGCCACACCAUUCAGGUUGGUUUAUGGAAAAUCAUGCCAUCUUCCAGUGGAGGUCGAGCAUAAGGCAUUUUGGGCUCUGAAGAAUGUUGUAUUUGACCUUGAAGGGGCUGGAAAGGAGAGAUUUUAUCAGCUGAAUGAGCUUGAAGAGUGGCGUGCUAUGGCCUUCCACAACAACCAUUUGUAUAAGGACCGAGUGAAGCAAUAUCAUGAUAGGCACAUCAAGCAAUCCCGCGAGUUUAGAGUUGGAGAUCAGGUGCUGCUGUAUAAUUCUAGGUUGAAGUUGUUCCCUGGGAAACUGCGUUCCAGAUGGUCAGGGCCAUUUACUGUGACUGAGGUCUAUCCGUAUGGCACCAUUGAGUUGCAUGAUCCUGAAAAGGGAAACUUUAAGGUUAAUGGUCAUCAAGUGAAGCUCUAUUAUGGUGAGAAAGUGAGCACUGAAAGGGAGGUUCUUUAUCUUAAGGAGAUUAGCGGCUGAGCAUGAUCUAUUGUCAAGCUAGUGACGUUAAAGAAGCGCUUUCGGGAGGCAACCCACCAAAAAAAAAAAAAAUAGAAUUAGGAAGUUAUUUUUUUUUUUUUGCAUUUCUUUUCCCAUUUUUUUUGUUUUCAUCUUGUGGUGCUGUUGAAUUUCUUUGCUUUGAGUUAUUGAUAUGACAGGGAGUUCAUGGAUAGAUUUUGGAAGAAUUGCAGAACUAUAUUGAUGGAGUUCCUGAGGGCUACCUCCUGCAUUUUACCUCACAGUAGGCCGGAGAGCAGUAUAUGAGCUGGAUUCAGAUUUGAGACAUACACUAGCUCAAGAAGUGAAGUCACUGGGCAGCAAUUAACUAAGUGUUGGCAGGUUUUGGAUAGCACAUGCUGAUUUUUGAGGCUCAGAUUUGCACUUUCUUCACUUCAUUGUGAAGAAUAACCUCUGCAGUAACAUACAUAAUGCAAGCAACCACCGGGCAGCAGUCUGCACUUCUAAUUGGGAUGUGGGGCUGGUCGUGGCUUCAAGCAAUUGCAGGGUUAAUGUUGGAGACCUACAGUCCUACACAUGCUCAAGAAGCUGGGAUAUCUGGACAGAAACUUGGUACCCACAGAGGGAGAGAUUGACCAGCUGUUGGGAGGUUCAGGAUGGCAGUCACAUGCUGAUUUUUUUUAGGACCAGAGCAACUGCUCAUUGACAGUAGGCCGAAUGAACUAUUUCUCUGUCGCCAGGAGCAUCACAAUACAGGAGGGAUGGAACAGUUGGAUGCCACGCACUCUUAUCAGGUUCAGUUUCAAGGGAAGGAGCUUUAGUACAUUUACUGAGUUAUCUAGCCCGGCAUAUGUGCAUACAGAGGUUCCAGCAGCCUCCUUUAUGAUCAAUAGCAUACCUUGGGCCGAGAGCCUUCUGAGAAUGUCAUCCUACACAUAAGACACAGAUGCACGUACAUGUUAGUUUGAAAAGGUAGCAUCCAGUUCAGGAGCAAGUACGUGUGGCAGCAAUCCACACCUCACUUUCAGGUUAUGGCAGCUCUCUACACUUAGUUUGAAGUUGAGAGAUCUUCAGAUGCAUAUCGAGGCACUCAUGUGCAGAAUUUUCCAGCAUUUACGCAUCAAUAAGAGAGCUAUUUUAGCCUUAAGAUCUUGGUUCUAGGCACACUGCCCAAUUUUCUCACCACCAGAGAUUAAGGAGCUACCCGAUUCUCAGUUUUGAUGGAGGUUAUUCACCCCAGUUUGGCUUGUACGGUAUCCGCUAACUUUGCUACGCUGCUAAUAAUAGGUGUUUACUCUCAUAUUACUCCUUUGUUGAAUUGUGUUGAUUAUCAUUCUGAUUAUGAUGUGCUGCCGGGCUGAAAAUCAUUUUAUUCUUUAACUUGCCCCUGUUAUUUUUGUUUUAAUCUUUUCUUUGACCUCGAGGGCGAUGUCACCCCUAAGUGUGGGGAGGUUUGGUUUUAGCUUGGACAUGACAUUUGGUGAUGAAGUUAUUCUGCCCAAAAACAUUUUGAGGUGUACGAGCUCUUUUCUGGUUUAGCAACGCAACAGAGGUAACUUGUUAAUCUUUAUUUUCUUUUGUAAUCUUCCAUCUCCUCCAUCUUUCCUGGAAAGAAUUAGUAAUGGUGUAAACAUCGGGGUGGUGUGUAUAUUCUUGGGAAAUGUUGGCAUGUUGGAUGGUUUGAUUUGUGUUGAUUAAAUUCGGUUUUACUCGUGAUUCACUAGUUCGCUUCAAUAAUUGCUUGACUGGCCAGGGGUUGAAAAUCCUUACUCCAUUAGGAGCUCUGCUUUCUAAGCAUAUCGGGAUAACUUCAUGCUAAGCAGUUAACUGAUUCUUGUAAUGGGGUUACACUUCGUGUGUCGAGAAUUUCAUCCCCGAAAUGGGGCUCUGCUCAUCUCGCGAAUCACCUCGUGUGUGAGUUGAGUACACAGUAAUGAGAUAAACUCCCAGGCCCUAAAACUUGAAUCAGUCCUGUAAUCCAAAACCUGGUCAACUUUUCAUAUUAAAAAAAAAAAAGAGAGAGAGAGAGAAUCACAAGUAUACCGGUUUUUAUCACACAACUCUUGGGUUUUUGGAACGAUUGGUGGUUUGGAUUUCACACCUACACCGUUGGGACCAUCAUGCUUUUCUUUACAUUUUAGUCGGUUGGAGAGGGAUUUUACUUUUGAAAAUAGUGUUUAACAUGUAAAUCUUGGUUUCGUUGUUAAGGAAGAAAAGACCUUGUGCAGUCAUUUGUUUUGGGGUGUGAAUGAUUUCUGAACCAAGUGUUACAUGUGAUUAUUUUGUUUUCCGUGAGUUUAAUGCACUGUUGCUUGGGGGCAAGCAACGCUCAAGUGUGGGGAGAUUUGAUAGGCUCGUUCCGUGCCUAUCAUUUCAACCAUAUGUUGGGUGUUAAUUGUCUAAUUUUUAUAAUUGAUAAGAUGAUUAUUGGGGGUUUUGAGUGAAAAUUUGCUAUUUUUAUGUCCCGAUGGCAUUCAUAUUCAGUAUAAUAUUUUUCUACACAAUUUAACAUUUUUGGAGUAAUUUGAUUGUAAAGUUACAUGUUAUUAGCGGGUGUGGUGAGUUGUUAUUGUAUAGGCCGAGUUUGCGUGAAUAAUACAUUAUGUUUGGACUGGAUCAUUGGCGGUUUGCUUUAGAAGUUAUCAAGUGCAAUCCAAAAAGAAAAGGAAAAAAAAGAACAGCAGCCCAAAAGAAGAAAAAAAACCGGAGCACCGUUCUUUUUACUUGGCAGCAGCCGCACCAAGAGGGAUUUUAGUUCUUUUCUGUUUUGGAGAAAUCAGCCGCAGGAGACUCCAUUCUUUCCGUUCGUUAGCACUUAGCCGCAGCAAGUAUUUUUCUUCUUCUUUUGGAAUUAGCCAUAGCAGCAGGAAAGAACCCAGGAGGCCGGACUAUAGGCACCUUGACACCUUAACAGGCCGUCUGGCGCCUUAUUCAGUGGUAGAGCAAGACCGGCGGGGGUGCUCGUUCACGGUCCACGGAGAAGAUGGAGAAGAUACGGUGCCAGAGGAUCGGUUGCAACGCCGUCUUCUCGGAGGAUGACAAUCCAGAAGGUUCCUGCAUUUAUCAUGAUUCGCCUAUUUUCCACGACGGAAUGAAAGAGUGGAAUUGUUGCAAGAAAAGAAGUCAUGAUUUCAGCUUGUUUCUAGAAAUUCCUGGGUGUAAGACAGGAAAACACACAGCUGAAAAAACAGUUUUAACAAAGCCAGCUGCUGCUCCAAGCAGACCAUUUCCUGCUUCAACUCAAAUAGCAGAUGUAUCCCUCAAUGAAAAUUGUCCUAGGUGUCGCCAGGGUUUCUUCUGUUCAGAUCAUGGUUCUCAACCCGGACAGGUAAAUCCAAAAUCAUCAAAUACAGUAUCCACCACCUAUAGUGGAAGUGAUCAUGAUUUACAGGAGUGUCAUCCCACACCAAAGAAGAUAAUUGAUAUAAACGAGCCUCAAAUUUGUAAGAAUAAGGGAUGCGGUAAGACCUUCAGAGAGAAAGAAAAUCAUGACAAUGCUUGCAGUUACCACCCCGGGCCAGCUGUAUUCCAUGAUCGAAUGAGAGGGUGGAAAUGCUGUGAUAUUCAUGAAAAGGAAUUUGAUGACUUCAUGAACAUUCCACCUUGCACGAAGGGAUGGCACAGUGCUGAUCCAGCGACAUGAUUGGAAUGAAUGAUUUGAAAAUUUUCCAUUCUGUCAAUUUUGAUUCUGUAUGGAUUUUCUGAUCUAUUGUAGAGAAGCUGUUGCUCAAAUAUUCUUGGGGGUAAAAAAUUACAAUAAGGGUGUUAGGGGUAAAAAAUUAAGUUCACUCCUAUUUGGGGAAUAUUAGGAGUUAACUCCUAUUUAGGGAAAUGUGUUAUGUUUUACUCCUAUUGGGAGAUGAUAGAGUAUAUGAUGGGCUCACGCCCCAUGGCCCACAUACUCGGAAGGUCAAAACACUAGGAUAGCGCCCACGUGGCACCUUUCGGCCAGAGAGAAAAGUGUCCAGAAGGUCGCCUGAAGACAGUGGACCCUGCGUCGGCUAUGGACCGCGUCGGUCGGGUGCACGUGUCAGCCAGGGUCUUCCCCUGACAGAAUGUAUUUUCUUAUCUUGUUUGCUAAGUAUUGUACUCAGCCCAUUAAAGGCCAUAUUCCGCCCCAAAGAAGACAUGAUUAUUGUAAUGGGCCUCCUAAGCCCAAGGCUAGGAGCCCAAAUUCACAUUUACUCCUAUAAAUACUCCCCUUGGGGGUAGUUAUAAGGGUUGAGAAAUAUUAAUUGCUCAUUCUCUCUAAUUUUCAC
This is a messenger RNA of Cuscuta epithymum, 11336 nucleotides long. NCBI's taxonomy places the organism in Eukaryota, Viridiplantae, Streptophyta, Magnoliopsida, Solanales, Convolvulaceae. The record is from the annotation of a GenBank genome assembly.